Gasterosteus aculeatus aculeatus (three-spined stickleback) is the source of this 4229-nucleotide messenger RNA. RefSeq names its product KIT proto-oncogene, receptor tyrosine kinase b (gene kitb). Gene Ontology annotation, cellular component: signaling receptor complex; plasma membrane. Lineage: Eukaryota; Metazoa; Chordata; Actinopteri; Perciformes; Gasterosteidae. Gene Ontology annotation, molecular function: growth factor binding; ATP binding; cytokine binding. The record is from RefSeq and is a predicted model, not a curated record. Gene Ontology annotation, biological process: positive regulation of MAP kinase activity; B cell differentiation; positive regulation of cell migration.
GCUCGUUGUGUUGUGCGCCCCGCGCCGUGGAGGGACCUGCUCGGUGGAUGCGGUGGAUGCGCACGGGAUGCUCCUUCCCGCACUUGUGUCGCGCGCAGUGAAGCCAAAGAUUUGAACGAACGAAAAGCUCGAGUCGUGUCUGAUCAUGAGGUGCUGCUGGCUGGCGUUCGCCUCGCGUUUUGUCCUGCUGCCACUUUCAGUUUGGUGCCAGCCGGUCAUCUCGCCCAGCGGGCCCCACGUAGUCGUUCCCCAGGGGGGAAGGCUGGAGCUGCGUUGCCAUGACAGCGACGCGACGUCUGCCUCCCCGUCCGGGGUGAGGUGGGAGAGAGCUCACAGGUUGGAGGGAGAGGUGAAGGAAGGCGCAGUGGCCUCCGUCACGUUGCCGGAGGCCAAGGGCCACCACAUGGGUCGCUACGUGUGCGUCAACAACAGCACGCGGCAGCACAGCUCCAUCUACGUGUAUGUCAAAGAGCCGCAGAAAGCGUUCCACAGCACGCUGGUGAAUAACCUCCUGGCGCGCGCCGGAGAUAACUGCACCAUCCCCUGCCUUGUGACCGACCCCGAGGUCUCCCUGCUGGCCUUGGAGACGUGCGAUGGAAAACCUUUGCCCUCUAAUGUGAGUUACCGCAGCGACCUGCAGCGAGGGGUCACCAUCAGCAGCAUCAGCAAGGAGAACGAGGGCUGCUUCAGGUGUGUGGGGCAGCUCGCUGGGGUCAAAGUGAGGUCGAGUAAUUACACGGUGGACGUACGACUCGUGCCAGAGGUGCCUCCAGGGAUCACGUUGUCCCACAAAGGAACAGUCAUCCUAAGGAGGGGAGAGACGUUUGACGUGACCUGUAGCUCCAACAACGUCAACCCGGCCCUCAGCGUCAAGUGGGAAUUCCCUUCAACAGCGCACCCCGAUGAAUCCGACACCUCACACAUCCUGUCCGGUUCCGGCGGAUACCAGCGCGUCGCCUCGCUCUCGAUCAAAGCUGUCAACCAAUCAGACUCGGGCACUUACCGCUGCCGCGCCCACAACGAGAGAGGCAGCAGUGCCACAUCGGUGACGCUGGACGUCCGGGAUAAGGGGUUCAUCACCACGUUAGGAAGCCCAGGUCCCAUCCAGGCCGAGGUCAAAGAGGGGCAGAGCCUGAGCCUCAGGGUGGAAUUCAAUGCCUACCCGGCCCCCAGCUCCCUGUCGUGGGCUCACAACGGCAAACGGCUCCUCAACACCACGGAGCACGUCAUCGCCGUCCACCGCGGCAAAUACAGACUGCUCAGCGAGCUGCGACUCGUCAGGGUCCUCCGCUCGGAGGGCGGGAUCUACGAGGUGUCGGCCAGCCACGAGGACGCCGCCGUCCAUCAUACAUUCCACGUGUACGUCAUCAGCAAGCCGGUUAUCAUCGGCCAGGACGGCCCUAUUGAUGGGCAGGUGCGGUGCAUCGCCGCUGGUUACCCAGUUCCUAGGAUCAGCUGGUUCUUCUGUGAGCUGCCCCACACCAGGUGCUCGCUGCUCCCCAACGCCACAGAGUGGGAGACUGCGGAUGUUGCCGUGGUGACAGAUUCCUCCUUUGGUCGUGGCGAGGUGGUGAGCCGGCUGAACGUGAGCACGGAGCACGCGCACUAUCACACCCUGGAGUGCGUGGCGAGCAUGGAGGGCGAGGAGGUCUACACGCUGUUCUCCAUCAGCGAGCGCAUCGUCCCCCAUAAACUCUUCACUCCUCUCCUCACUGGCACGGUGGCCACCGGCAUCCUGCUCAGCCUCAUUCUCGUGGUGCUGCUCUAUAAAUACAUGCAGAAACCAAAGUUCCAAACCCAGUGGAAGGUCGUCGAGAGUAUCCACGGCAACAACUACGUAUAUAUCAACCCCACCCAGCUGCCGUAUGACUCCAAGUGGGAGUUUCCUCGACAGAAACUACGCUUCGGUAAAACCUUGGGCUCUGGGGCGUUUGGAAAGGUAGUGAGGGCCACAGCGUAUGGACUCUGCUCCGCAGACACCGUUACAACUGUUGCCGUUAAGAUGCUCAAACCCAACGCUCACGCUACGGAAAAGGAGGCGCUGAUGUCAGAGCUGAAGGUGCUCAGUUACCUUGGAAACCACGUGAACAUCGUGAACCUGCUGGGGGCCUGCACUGUCGGAGGCCCGAUUUUGGUGAUCACAGAGUACUGUUGCUAUGGCGACCUCCUCAACUUCCUGCGCAGAAAUAGAGAGGCCUUCAAGAACUCCCAAGUUGGGGAUGGUUACUAUCGCAACGUGUCGAACCCAACGGAGCACACAGCGAGCGGAGAGGUGACUGCUACCGAAUACGUGCCCAUGCGUCCCUCUGAGAAAGAAGGGUCCUUCCAGUCAGUCGACGCAGAGGAGCUGUCUCUGGACCCCGAAGACCUCCUCAGCUUUUCCUACCAGGUGGCCAAGGGAAUGGAGUACAUUACCUCCAAGAACUGUGUCCACAGGGAUCUUGCUGCCAGAAACAUUCUGCUGACUCACGGCAGGGUGGCAAAGAUCUGCGACUUUGGGUUGGCACGUGACAUCACCACCGACGCCAGCUAUGUGCUCCGGGGAAACGUCCGCCUGCCCGUCAAGUGGAUGUCUCCCGAGAGCAUUUUUGACUGUGUCUACACUUUCGAGAGUGAUGUGUGGUCCUACGGCAUCCUGCUCUGGGAAAUCUUCUCUCUGGGUCACAGCCCGUAUCCCGGGAUGCAGGUGGGCUCAGCAUUUUACAGCAGGAUUCAAGACGGCCACAGGAUGAGCCGCCCCGACUUUGCUCCCAUCGAGAUGUACGACAUGAUGUUGUCCUGUUGGAGCCACGAUCCUCUGAAGAGACCGGCCUUCAGUAAACUGGUGGAGCGGAAUGAACUACUUCUGUCAGAAAAUACCAGGAAUGUGUACCUGAAACUGAGCAAUUCUCCCGAUCAUCCCGACCAGCAGAGGGCGCCAUCACGGAGGCUGAGCUCAGUCUGCAGCACCACGGCGCCAAACCAGCCUUUGCUGCAAAACACUGCUGAUGUCUUCCAGGAAUAUGUCUGACACACACUCUGACACACACACACACACACACACGCACACACACACUCUGUAUAUACGGCCCUGCUCUUGGCUCUCAGUACUGGCCUCUAUGUAAUCGCCCCUUUGUCUUAUUGAUCUCUGUGGUCAGCAUAUUCACGUGUAUAAAUAGCCGACUGCAGCACGUCAGAUGCAACAUCUCCGAUCAGCAGCACGGGGAGUCUUGGUGACCUUCAGGCUUAGUUUGCGUGUGAAAACCUUUGACUGAGAGUACAUGAGCACAGUGGAUGAGUGGACUGUUUAUGGUUUUGUUGUGUUGGGAUUCUCUCCCUUUUUAUAGGAAUGUUGGGCCUUCAUAGAAACGAAAGCUACUGCUGUCUUGCAGAGAGUUGGAUAAGAAGAUUAAUAUCACCUUAAAGGUACCUGUGCGUCGUUUAGAUUAGUGUAAAUACUGAAAACAAGGGAACAGGGAGCCUGGUUCUGUCCUAUAGUCUCUAUACACAUUUGCUAUCUACUUUUUCACCUUAUUAAACUUUUCAUUGAUUAACUGAUGAACUAUGAUUUUCCUCGAGUUGUCCUCAGGUCGGUCCGCUGGUUGCCUGGCAACCUCAUCCAAACUAAAGCUGUGGUGCGCCAGAGUUAUUAUUACUUGUCCACGUAUAAGUAGACUUACGCUAGCCAGGCUAGUUGUUUCUUAAUACCUACCUAGUUUAACAGCUUCAUGUCAUGUCAUUCAUGUCAGGCAAUUAGGAGCUUUAUCCCAAAACGUCAUAAUAUCAAUAACUUCAGUCCCUAACAAAUGCUGUUUACCUGAAGCUUCACCAGGGCUUAACAAAAGAUACCUGCUGCUCAUUUAACAUUAUAACAAACGAGCCACAGCAAGGUGGCAUGUCAGCGAUAACUAAUAAUAAAUCACAACGCGCUGAGUUGCUGAAACACUGAUUACCACCGCUGGGUUGUAGCUUUGAAUGCUGUAACUAAUAAGUGACUAACGUGUCGUAUUGUUGUAAGUGAGUUAGCUUCAGUCUGUGGCCACGCGUUACGUCAAACAGGUAUGCAAUGUAAAUACUACAGAGAUGUGCCUUUAGAUUUCUUCUUUAAAUACUGAAUGCGUUUGACGGUGACAUAGUGGUUGUUGUCGAGAGCCAGAGGAGCUUCUGUGUGCGUUUCCAGACUGAUGCAGUUUUGAUACAGUUGGUUGACUUGUAACAAUAAAGAAAGUACCUGUGAUGGUAGAACCGAA